This is a messenger RNA of Dipodomys ordii (Ord's kangaroo rat), 2994 nucleotides long. RefSeq names its product ATP-binding cassette, sub-family D (ALD), member 2 (gene Abcd2). Gene Ontology annotation, biological process: long-chain fatty acid import into peroxisome; fatty acid beta-oxidation; peroxisome organization. Gene Ontology annotation, cellular component: peroxisomal membrane. The annotation marks the transcript as partial. Gene Ontology annotation, molecular function: ATP binding; long-chain fatty acid transmembrane transporter activity; ATP hydrolysis activity. NCBI's taxonomy places the organism in Eukaryota, Metazoa, Chordata, Mammalia, Rodentia, Heteromyidae. The transcript has 10 exons. The record is from RefSeq and is a predicted model, not a curated record.
CGGGCCGCCUGCCUGCUGGCCGCGGCGUACGCGCUCAAGACCCUCGGUCCCCUGGUCGGCCAGCGCCUGAAGCAGAAGCCGGCCGGCCGCGGGGAGCGAGCUGCUGGAGAGGGCCGGGGAAGACCGCAUUGCGCCCAGACCCGGUGCGGGAAACCGGCUCCCGGGUUGAACGCGGAUUUCUGCAGGCAGCUGCUGCAACUUCGGAAGAUUCUCUUUCCCAAACUUGUGAGCACGGAAACCGGCUGGCUGUGCCUCCACUCGGUGGCUCUCAUCUCGAGAACCUUCCUGUCCAUCUAUGUGGCCCGGCUGGAUGGGAAGAUCGUGAAGAGCAUCGUGGAAAAGCAGUCCCGGACUUUCAUCUUCCAAUUGAUCAAGUGGCUCCUGAUUGCCAUUCCUGCCACCUUCGUCAACAGUGCCAUACGGUACCUGGAGUGCAAGCUGGCGCUGGCUUUCCGAACGCGCCUCGUCCAUCACGCCUAUCAAACCUACUUUACAAAUCAGACCUAUUACAAGGUGAUCAAUAUGGAUGGGAGGCUUACCAAUCCCGACCAGUCUCUGACUGAAGAUAUCAUGAUGUUCUCCCAGUCCGUGGCCCACUUGUAUUCCAAUCUGACCAAACCGAUUUUAGACGUCAUCCUCACCUCCUAUACGCUCAUCCAGACGGCCGUGUCCAGGGGAGCAAGCCCCUUGGAGCCCACCCUCCUGGCGGGACUUGUGGUGUAUGCCACUGCGAAGGUGCUGAAAGCCUGCUCCCCCAAAUUUGGGAAGUUGGUGGCAGAAGAGGCGCACAGGAAAGGCUAUUUGCGUUAUGUGCACUCUAGAAUCAUAGCCAACGUGGAAGAGAUUGCUUUUUACAGAGGACAUAAGGUAGAAAUGAAGCAACUCCAGCAAAGUUACAAAGCUUUAGCAGAUCAGAUGAACCUGAUUUUAUCCAAACGCUUGUGGUACAUCAUGAUAGAGCAGUUCUUGAUGAAGUAUGUUUGGAGCAGCUGUGGACUAAUUAUGGUGGCCCUACCUAUUAUCACUGCAACUGGCUUUGCAGAUGGUGAUCUAGAGGGUGGCCAGAAGCAAGCCAUGGUGAGUGACCGAACGGAAGCCUUCACCACUGCACGGAACUUGCUUGCCUCAGGAGCUGAUGCAAUUGAGAGGAUUAUGUCUUCCUACAAAGAGGUCACUGAAUUAGCAGGUUAUACUGCUCGAGUAUAUAAUAUGUUUUGGGUGUUUGAUGAAGUAAAGAGAGGCAUUUAUAAAAGAGCUGCUGUCACUCAAGAGCCUGAAACUCAGAGCAAGAAUGGAACUAACCUAGAAUUACCCCUCAGUGACACACGGGAAAUUAAAGGAAAAGUUAUUGAUGUGGAUCAUGGAAUUAUUUGUGAAAAUGUUCCCAUAAUUACGCCAGCGGGAGAAGUGGUGGCUUCCAGUCUAAACUUCAAAGUACAAGAAGGAAUGCAUCUUUUGAUAACUGGUCCCAAUGGCUGUGGGAAAAGUUCCCUCUUCCGAAUUUUAAGUGGGCUCUGGCCUGUGUAUGAAGGGACGCUCUACAAACCACCUCCUCAGCACAUGUUCUAUAUCCCACAAAGGCCAUAUAUGUCCCUCGGAAGUCUCCGGGAUCAAGUCAUCUAUCCUGACUCUGUGGAUGACAUGCAUGGUAAAGGCUACACAGACCAGGACCUGGAGUGUAUCCUGCAGAACGUCCAUCUCUACCACAUCGUACAGAGAGAAGGAGGAUGGGAUGCUGUUAUGGACUGGAAAGAUGUCUUGUCAGGUGGGGAGAAGCAAAGAAUGGGAAUGGCGCGGAUGUUUUACCAUAAACCAAAAUAUGCAUUGCUGGAUGAAUGCACGAGCGCGGUCAGCAUUGACGUUGAAGGGAAAAUAUUCCAGGCUGCGAUAGGGGCUGGGAUAUCCUUACUCUCCAUAACACACAGGCCUUCUCUUUGGAAAUACCACACUCAUUUAUUACAAUUUGAUGGUGAAGGAGGCUGGCGCUUCGAACAACUGGAUACCGCUAUCCGUUUAACACUGAGUGAAGAAAAACAAAAACUAGAAUCUCAGCUAGCUGGAAUUCCCAAAAUGCAAGAAAGACUUGAUGAACUUUGUAAAAUUUUGGGAGAAGACUCAGUGCUAAAAACAAUGAAAAAUGAAGAUGAGACCUCCUAAUUUGCUUUGACAUGUUGAAAAGUUAAUUUUUAAGUAAAGACGGAGGGAUACUCUGUUAUAUAUAGUGCAUGUGGUGCGUUCAGCUAAGCACAGAGAAAACAAAGUCAGCAAGAAAUGUUUUAUAUGAUGAUAGCACCAAGAAAGUAUAUGGUAACUUUUCAGAAGAAAAUAAAAAAUGCAUUAUAUAAGAUUUAGGCAUUAUGGCUCAUACUAAUUCCUAGUGAAAGCCUAAUUCACCUACAAAACAGGAAUUUUGAGGUGAUUUCCUGGUGAAUAGCAGGUUACUGUACAUGUAAUAUGAUGAAGUCAACAAGGGUGAUAUCUCAUAAAUGAAACAAUUUACAGCAGAGUUGGCUUGAUAUCAGGUGCAUAAAUGCAUACCAUUUCAAUCCUUCUGAGAUUGAUGCUGUGAUUGGUGCAAUAGGUAGAAUUCAUGUUCAUCAUUGCUAAUGUAUAUACAAAAUAGCUCUUUCAUACAUAACUACAAUAUGAAAGUGUAUUUUAAUGACAGUGGUUGAAAGAAAAAAAGGCAUGGCUAACUAAAUAAAAAAUGCCGCAUUUAAGAUUUCUAAACUUUCAGCAUCUCAAUGUGAGCUUAAUUUUUUAAUGGGAAUAUUGCUUAUUUAUUAGCAAAUCUGUUCAUUUUUAAGAGAAUUGCCAAUUCCAAAAAGAAGUACCAAACAAUGUUUGUUUUAGCUUAUUACUUUAUUCAGCAGAAUUACCUACUGCAAUAUUUGUCAGGAAAUACUGUUUGAUCUGGGGGCCAGAGACUCACACCUGAAACUUCUUAGCUACUCAGGAAGUUGCAGUCUGAGGUUCAUGGUUCAAAGCCCACUG